Molecule: messenger RNA, 408 nt
Organism: Cutaneotrichosporon cavernicola
Lineage: Eukaryota; Fungi; Basidiomycota; Tremellomycetes; Trichosporonales; Trichosporonaceae
Exons: 3
Coding region: 1-408 (135 amino acids)
Biological process (GO): autophagosome assembly; protein folding in endoplasmic reticulum
Cellular component (GO): EMC complex; endoplasmic reticulum; membrane
Source: RefSeq, a predicted model, not a curated record
AUGAACCCACAAGAACCGGCUGCGCUUAGCGCGUCGCAGUACUCGCCGACUGCGAGCGCUCUCCACCCUCCGAGCGUGCAGCACAACACGCAGGUCUUGGGCAGCAUUGCGACGCUCACCUCGUGUUUCGCCGGCCUCGUCGCCGGCGUCCUGGGCCUCCCCAACCUCUCGGGCUUUGGGCUGUACCUCUGCACUGCGCUGCUCACCGGCCUCGUUUCCGCCCUCAAAUGCGGCAUGGACGUCGGCCGCUACGUCCCUGACGCGCAUGCGUCCGCCGGCCCCCUCGGCGCAGCCAAAGCAAGUACCUGGCGCGGCUGGGUCGGCGUGGCGGGCAUCAGCGGCGAGAACCUCCUGGGAUACUUGCUGUUCUGGAUCGGGGGGUAUGCGCUUGUGCAUGUGUACGACUAG